Messenger RNA from Schistosoma turkestanicum, 688 nucleotides. The record is from the annotation of a GenBank genome assembly. NCBI's taxonomy places the organism in Eukaryota, Metazoa, Platyhelminthes, Trematoda, Strigeidida, Schistosomatidae.
AUGACAAACAAUUCAAAAUAUUUUUUAAAUGUAACACAAGAUAACUUAAUCACAUCAAGUAACCGGUUAACACCGAAUUCAUGUAUAAUGUAUGAAUUAAGUUCCGCUAAUCGUAAUCUAUCAAUAAAUGAUAUACAACCAUUAAAACGACAUUUAUCUAGUCGUGUCAGAAUUUAUCAUUAUUGUGUCUUGCUUACCUCCAUUAUUGGAUUAAUUGGCAUAUGCAUUGCUUCAGUAAUAUUUUAUGUACAUACAGGUUUUUACUUAAAUCAAUCAAGAUAUCAAAUGAACAUUACUCAAUUAACACGGAGUGUUAAUGAAUUUUUCAAUUAUUCACAUUGGAUUUCAUUGUGUAUAUUCUGUUUUGGAUUAUUAUUAUUAUGUAUUAGUUUUGUAUUGUGUUAUUUUUAUAGUUCUGUAAUUAAUCAUUCUUCAAUUAUUAAACAAGAUUGUUCACGAUUACAUCAUAACAGCAGUAAUUCACAAGCACCUACAACCAAUAAUAAUGUUAGUACUUAUAGUAGUAAUCAAUGUUUUAUUUCACCGUCAACUAAUCAAACGUCAUACUGAAGUUGUUUUUGGAUUAUCCGGAGAUUAUUUCAAAUAAACACACACACACACAAUCCAUAUUCUUGAGUGUGCUCAUGGAAAUUAAAAUAUCAGGGAGUUUUAUUAUUUUUAUUUGGAU